GAAGCCAAGUUCUAACUGACACAGCGCAAUCCUCCUCUCAGUCUCAGAUUGCCGCCGCCAUUACCGAGUCAUCAACGCCUUCUUCUUCUGUUUCGGCUACAUGGGUUUCUUCAGAAGCUUCUAGAAUCUUCUGGUUUGGGCAGAGGUUGUUUCCAGAAGAUUCAGUGGUGAUCGGGUUCAAUGGAGGAGACCCAGAGAUCAAGCGGCACUGUGAGGUGGUUCAGCGCGCAAAAGGGCUUCGGAUUCAUCGGACCGGACAAUGGUGGGGAGGAUAUUUUCGUUCACCAGACGGAGAUCAGGUCCGAGGGGUUCCGGACACUCCGGGAGGGCCAGCGGGUUGGGUUCGUCGUCGAUCCGGGCGAGGAUGGUAGGAGCAGAGCCGUCGACGUGGUGGGUCUCGCCGGAUCGUACCGCUCCUCCGGUGGACGCGGGGGCGGAUUACCCCGCGGCGGCAGGAGAGGGGGCUACGGUGGGAGGUACGGCGGCGGGUAUGGCCGGGGCGGGGGGAGGAUGAGUGGCGGCUAUGGUGGCCCGAUGGAGUGCUACAAUUGUGGCCGGACGGGUCAUCUGGCCAGAGACUGUUAUCAGGGGGACGGCGGCCGGAACUGGGAUUACGGCGGGGGCGGCGGACGCAGAUAUGGUGGCGGCCGUUGGGCCGGCGGUGGUCGCGGAUAUGGCGGGGGGGUUUGCUACAACUGCGGCGAAGGCGGCCAUUUUGCGAGAGAUUGCCCAAAUGAACAGAAAUGAUAACUUGGAUUUGCCUUGCUUGCUUGAACGUUUGGAUUUGCAUAAAUUAAGUUUACAGUUCCUAAUCAGGAUCUGAAGUUCUUGCGGUCAAAACUUUUCCUUUCUAUUUAGCGAUUCAUAGCCUUUCUUUGUUUUCUUCCUUUUUUUAAACUUAUUUUUGGUGUAUAUUUGUCUUCGAGAUCUGUUAAUGCGAGCUAUUGUUUUGCAUAUGCUAUUGCAAACUCUUCUCGUUUGAUCACUGUCUUCCAUCAAUAAAUGGCAUUUACAUUUUUGAUGGGAAAUUGAUAAGAGUUCUAUGUGUUGAUUCUUCCUC
Diospyros lotus (date-plum) is the source of this 1060-nucleotide messenger RNA. RefSeq names its product glycine-rich protein 2-like. Gene Ontology annotation, molecular function: zinc ion binding; nucleic acid binding. Lineage: Eukaryota; Viridiplantae; Streptophyta; Magnoliopsida; Ericales; Ebenaceae. Bases 181 to 747 code for a protein of 188 amino acids. The transcript has a single exon. The record is from RefSeq and is a predicted model, not a curated record.